Cylindrotheca closterium is the source of this 1074-nucleotide messenger RNA. Lineage: Eukaryota; Bacillariophyta; Bacillariophyceae; Bacillariales; Bacillariaceae. The record is from the annotation of a GenBank genome assembly.
AUGGAAGAUACUACUGCAAAGAGCAACAUAAGCAAUGAAGACGAUGACCAGUCGAUGCAACCUCCUUCCGCAAUGCUGUCUCUCCUGGACAAGUAUUCCAGGAUGGAGGCCCAAAUGACACAUGUGCGUCAAGAGACCACGCGAAUUCAGUUAGAGAUUCAGGCACGAAAUUCUAGUGCUGAAAAGCUUUCGGAAGAACGCCAAGGGAUGAUUGUAGAGCAAGAACGUUUCUCCAAAGAAACAAAGAUCCUCCAAGAAGACGCCAAGAUAGCUCGUCAAAAGCUAAAUUCAAUCCAACAAGAGGCACUGCAAGCAAAACAAAGGAAGGAAGAAGCGCGGCGAAACUUGGACAGACUAGAAAUGCAAUCGAAAGAAUAUCGACGACGGUUCUUCCAUUCCUCACAAUCCUUUCGGAACGAGUGCAAGAAACGCAAAAUUACCUGUCAAGCAUUGGGAUUGACCCAUGCACCUUUGGUUGCUCAUGCGAUGGUAUUUCAGCCUCAAAUGUUUUCCUCUUUUCAUAAUAUCAAUAACCCAGACGAAAUCCAGAGCGAGAACCAAGAUGGGGAGCACAGUUGUCUAAUUAAACAACUGAAGGCGUUGGAAGCAUCUCAUUCAGCUUCCAAACAGCGACGGGAACAACUCAAAAAACAAAAGGACGACCUUUUGAGCCGAUCAAGGGAUCGACGUCAACGAAAAACUAGUCUUGAAGCACAGCUGGGUCGUAUUUUGAAGGAUAUUGACAUGCUCAAUAGUCGAAUCCAAGGCGAGAAGCGACCUACUACUAUUUCCACUCAGGCCGUAACAAAUUCGAAUUCCACUUUUGUACUUCCAGCAGCACGAACUACUGCAGGAGAUGCCAGUAAGAUACUUUUGAACAAUCCCGAAAAUCGAGUGCCAAAGGCUCUGACGCUACCACAGAACAAUAUCCUCAUAGAGUGGGGCGUCAACGAGCUCCUCGGGAUUUUGGACUGUCUCUGCGCAUUGAAGACGGCACUGAUGAUUCGGAUGAUGAUGAUUUACUAUCAUUUGUUGUCUUUCGCAAGUAAUCAUCGUGAAUUUUGGAAAACCUGA